Erpetoichthys calabaricus (reedfish) is the source of this 2925-nucleotide messenger RNA. RefSeq names its product serine/threonine kinase 17a like (gene stk17al). Lineage: Eukaryota; Metazoa; Chordata; Cladistia; Polypteriformes; Polypteridae. The record is from RefSeq and is a predicted model, not a curated record. Gene Ontology annotation, molecular function: ATP binding; protein serine/threonine kinase activity. Gene Ontology annotation, cellular component: nucleus. The transcript is spliced from 7 exons. The coding region runs from base 470 to 1543 and encodes 357 amino acids. Gene Ontology annotation, biological process: positive regulation of apoptotic process; intracellular signal transduction; protein phosphorylation.
UUUGGCUUGCGUGCUGAAGUCGGUGUAGUGGGGAGCAGAGUGCUGCGGCUCCAGCGGUGCGGACGUAGAGGUUGUCGACCGGAUACCGGCGUCCCCGUUUUAUUAAUUAGUAUAAUUUAUAAUACUUCUACCGGACCUGAGUUGGAAAUACACAAUAAGCGUGUUUGCAUUUGGGUCGUCGAAGUGAACGAGUGCUUUCUCCCAACUUUGCUAGACCAACACGACGGCGAGAAGCUUCUUCGUGGAAAUCUGCGCGCGGCGGAAGGCGUCCGAAUCAGUUUCAAAGAGGAUAACAUCUUUGUCAAGUUGCUGGACUUUUCCUUCGGUCCACCAGGUUUUUUUUUGUACGCCAUCCUCACAUCUCCAUUCCUACCAGUAGCGCAAUCCAGAGCGCUUUAAAUAUCGGAAAGAGUCCGGCAAAGCUCAGCUGGUUCACUGGUUAAAAGGCUUACAACGCAAAAGAGCUCGAAUGCCAGAAUCCGCAGUGAUGCACCGCAACGGGAUGCUGUCAGACAUCCAAACUCGAAUCCGAACGGAACCCCUCAACGGCAAUUACGAAGUCGCAGGCAAAGAAUUGGGAAGGGGGAAGUUCGCCGUAGUGAAGAAGUGCGUGGACAAGACCACCGGGAACGAACACGCGGCCAAGUUUCUGCGCAAACGACGCAAGGGUGUCGACUGCCGCAUGGACAUCAUCAAUGAGGUGGCCAUCCUGGAAAUGACCAAGUCCAACCCAUAUGUGGUGGCCCUGCAUGAGGUCUUCGAGACCACCUCUGAAAUCAUCCUGGUGUUGGAGUACGCUGCCGGUGGUGAGAUUUUCAAUCAGUGCGUUGCGGACAACGACGAGGCCUUCACAGAGAAGGACGUCAUCCGAUUGGUCAGGCAGAUCCUCAGUGGGGUGGCGUUCCUGCACCGGAGCAACGUGGUUCACCUGGACCUCAAGCCCCAGAACAUUCUUCUGACGAGCAGCAGACCCUUGGGGGAUAUCCGAAUAGUGGACUUUGGCCUGUCUAGACAGGUGGACAAUGUGAAGGAAGUGCGGGAGAUCCUGGGAACGCCAGAAUAUGUAGCUCCUGAAAUCCUGAGUUACGAUCCGAUCAGCACAGCCACGGACAUGUGGAGUAUCGGGGUUCUCACGUACGUCAUGCUGACCGGAGAGUCGCCAUUUCUCGGUGACGACAAGCAGGAGACGUUUCUGAACAUUUCCCAGGUGAAUGUCAGCUACUCGCAGGAUGUCUUUGAGGGGGUCUCCAACUUGGCCGUGGACUUCAUCAAGUCUCUCCUGGUUAAAAGCCCCAGGGGGAGGGCCACAGCUGAAGACUGCCUACAGCACCCCUGGCUGACGCCCCACCCUGCUGCCCUGACACCCCUAAGCGAGUCGGACGUCGGGCAGUCAGAGUCGGACCCCGAGAGCCCUGACUCGGCCGAGGAGCUCGUCCUGUCCUACACCAUCUGCCAGAGCGACCUCGAGGUGGUGCGCAAGAGCUUCACGUUUGAGGAGCCCUUCGGCGCCCGGCCGGAGAUCCAGCAGGAGCUCGUCUGCUGACCCGGUGCGGCCCACCCGCCUACACUUGACUUGGGAUUUUGUGUCGUGUGGCAGUGAGGUGACAAUUUUCACUAGGACUUGACUGCCAACCCCCCCCCCCCCCGCCCCCCCCCCCCCCCCCCCCCCCCCCCAAACCCGGUGUCAGCACGGUCAUUUUGGUCUUUUAAAGCUGGGGAUAUGAGGGGGGGGGGGCUGGUGAGGGGACAAAUUUUGGGAUGGCAGAGGACGGCUUUGGACUGCCCAGCCUGCAGAUCCUCGGAUGUGAGAAUUUGUGAGCCGCCAGGUUGCCCCAUGUCUUUUCUUUUUUUAAGGUUCCUCUCCUUGUUUUUAUUGUGCACUUUAAUAAUCACAAGAAGUGGCAGUCAUGCCAGGGACAGUAAGUCACAUGACAGCUUGGGUGUGUGACACACAUUUCAAAAGGGCACGCGAGCGGUUUGGACUGACAUGGUCGUGUGGUGACACGCCGGUGCCACUGUGCCCCUCCGCUGUGGUACCAGGUCACUUUGCUUGCCACCAGAGACUCGUGCAGAGUGACUUAUUUUUCUUUUUUGGGGGGGGGGGUUUGGGGGGGGUCCUCUGUUUUUGCUGCUGCUCAUGCUUUGCAUAUAGCGGAGGUUUGGGGGAGCAAAAUCAGAAACGUUGAGGCACUGCAACUGCAAACUCUGAGCACCUUGUACUGAAAAAGGAGAGAAAACUUCAAAGGUCUGAUUGUGUUUUAUGCAAAUGUAUUUUAAUUAUUCUGUUUAUUAAUAAUAAUAAUAAUAAUAAAGAAAUGAAUUAUUUUUCUAUUUUAUGUUUUAUAUAUUCAUGUAAAUUUAAAUAUUAAGUCUUUGUGUGAGAGAUGGGGCAUCAGGCCUGGAGUGGACUUGGUGGUGGGGGGUCUUCUGUCCCUCGCCCCCCCCCCCCACUUGCAUCCCUCUUAUGCUUGGGUGGGGGUCUUUAACCAGGGGGGGGUCUUGGUCUUUAACCAUCUUUAAUGGCCCACCAGGUUAAAGACCCCCAUCUUAUUCUGGGGGGGGGGGUCUUUAACCAUCUUUAAUGGCCCACCAGGUUAAAGACCCCCAUCUUAUUCUGGGGGGGGGGGUCUUGGUCUUUAACCAUCUUUAAUGGCCCACCAGGUUAAAGACCCCAUCUUAUUCUGGGGGGUCUUUAACCAUCUCUUUUGCUGGGGUGGGGUCUUUUUAACCAUCUUUAAUGGCCCACCUGGCUGAAAGUGGCUUAGAAUUGGAGGUGGGCUAAUGAACCAAUGGAAAAUCCUGCAUCCAGCUGGUGGGAGGGACAUGUAAAUCAAAGACCCCCUUUUUAGGGCCGCAGGUGUGGGCAUCUCCCGUUGUAUUGGCCUGUGUUUCUGAAGAUUAAUAAAAUGUUAUUUUUAUCCUGGA